AUGAGGUGGUUAUCGACCGUCCUCACCAUUGGCCUAGCGGCCGAUGCCGUCGUAGCGAGUACCUGGUUCAGCAAAGCAGCCUACAACAAGUGGCAUGAAACUGAGCUUGAGCGAUGGCUCUCCGAUAAUGAAAUCCCUUACCCUACUCCAGCCGACCGCAAGGACCUUGAAAACCUGAUUCAAAAGAAUUGGGACUCCUAUGCCGUGUCCCCGUACAAAAAUUGGGAUGCCGACCAACUUUCAUCAUACUUGAAGUCAAAGGGCGUAGAGACGAAGGAGUCUGCGAAGUCGAACAAGGAUGCACUUGUCUCCCAGAUGUCCAGCGCCUGGUACGAGACAGAGGAUAAGGCCCAGACCGCUUGGACCAACGUUCAAUCAUGGAUAUUGGAUACAUGGACCGAUAGUUCCCUGAAGGGUUUUGCCGACAAGCACGGCAUCCCAGUCCCGCAACCUCGAACCCGUGAUACUCUCCUACAGAAGAUCCGAGCCAACUAUGAGACCAUAGCUAAGAAGGCCGGAGAGACUGCCGAGUAUCCUGGAGAUUGGCUAUAUGAAUCUUGGUCCGAAUCUGAUCUGAAAGAAUGGCUUGAUACCCAUGGAUUCCCUGCUCCUCAAGUUACUGACCGCAACCGCCUGAUUGCUCUGGUUCGCCGCAACUCGCGCCUUGCCUAUCUCAAGCUACAAGACCAGCAAGCUGCUGCCAAGGCCAAGGCCAGUUCCGCCUAUGCCACGCUUACUGACAAGGUUAUCGAUGCCUGGGGUGAGUCCCAACUGAAGGAAUUCUGUGAUAAGAAUGGCAUCAACGUUCCUCAAGGUACCAAGUUAAACGAGCUGCGUGCUAUCGUACGCAAGAACCGCGCCGAUAUCAUGGGCGAUAAUGUAUCCGCCUCAGCUGCUAGCGCUUUCGGUGCUGCCACCAGCAAGGCUGGUAACCAGUAUGCCAAGGCCACCGACGACGUCAGCCUUGCUGCCCAGGAAGCUUUCAACAAGGCAACCGAGUCAUGGUCAGAAAGCCGACUCAAGGCUUACUUGGAUGCACGUGGUGUUCCCAUCCAUCAAGGAUCUAAGACCGACGAGCUUCGUGCUUUAGUCCGCCGAAACUCUCACAAGGCUGCCCAUCCUUACAGCGCCUGGACUUGGGAUGACCUCUCUUACGACAACCUCAAGAAGUAUCUCGCUGAAAGUGGCAACGCCGCUGCUCAAAAGGUUGGCGACAGCAGUUCUGCUACGCGUGAUGACCUUCUAGAAGCCGCCCAAUCAGCUUAUUCGUCUGCGUCUAGCGCUGGUGGCGGUUCGUACGCCUCCGCUACGAGCUAUUUGGCUCAGGCCACCGAGGUAGCUAAGAAGAGCACGUUCAACACAUGGAGCGAAAGCGAACUUAAGGCUUACCUGGAUAGCUAUGGCAUCCCUGUUCCUCAAGGAUCUACUCUUAAUGAGCUGAAGGCCGAGGCCCGUAAACAGUCUACCUACUUCAAGUACGGCACUACGAACCCCGCCAGCACUGCCUUCGCUAAGGUUGAGGAAAAUGUCAAGGGCGCUUACCAAUGGGUCCUGAGCCAGCUCACCGCCGGGUCAGAAGUUGCUAAGAAAAAGGCUGCCGAGGCUAAGGAAGAGCUAUAA
Molecule: messenger RNA, 1620 nt
Organism: Hypoxylon fragiforme
Lineage: Eukaryota; Fungi; Ascomycota; Sordariomycetes; Xylariales; Hypoxylaceae
Exons: 6
Coding region: 1-1620 (539 amino acids)
Source: RefSeq, a predicted model, not a curated record